Messenger RNA from Tetranychus urticae (two-spotted spider mite), 2512 nucleotides. The record is from RefSeq and is a predicted model, not a curated record. Lineage: Eukaryota; Metazoa; Arthropoda; Arachnida; Trombidiformes; Tetranychidae.
UUGCUUAGUCUGUGAGCGAAAUAUCUGGAAAAAGCAAGCUCAAUGGUUUCAAAUUGAAAUGGGGAAUUUGAAUGCAAAUCCAUAAGAUGUUAUUCCAAAUUCAUCAUCUAAGCUGUUACAUGAUAAAACAAUUGAAAUCUGUCAAUGUGUUUAGCCAACUCUGCAAAUAAUUAUGAGAAUAAAAUUAAAGGGUUUGAUAAGCACGAGGAAAUUAUUUUCAUCAAAUUGAAAAGGUGUUUCCCCUGAAAGCCUGGCAUAGGUUCAUCAACUUUCAAAAUAAAUUGGCAAUUGAUGAACAUAUUUGAUAAUUAAAACUCAUUCAAUUGACAAUUUGCCCUGAAUGGAGCCCAUUCAAUCCAGAUCAGUGAGUAAACAUUAAAUAAUGGUUAAAAUGAAAGACCCAAAAGGAUUGACAUUUAAUUGAACAAUGAUCGAUGGAAACCUUCACGGUCCAACGUAAAAAAUUUGAAAAUUGUUUCAACCAUGGAUUCAAAUGGUAAUCUUGUGCCAAUGGAAAACAAAGCCAAAAUUGAGUUUACUGUUGUGCCUUUGAAUGAACACUCAGAACUUGGAAACGAUGAAAUGAACAACAAUGACAGCCCACCUGUGAUUUUCGUUGAAACUGAACCAGUAAGCAAUCCAAUCAUGGAAUCAGAUGGAAACGAAUGUAAAAUUAAUAUGGAUCCAAUUGGAAUCACUUCAUCUUCAGUCAAGAUGUCACCUUUUCGAGUCUUUUUGUUUACAUCAAUACGUUUAAUAUUCCGUGCCCUUUCAUCGUUUGUCGGACUGUUUAUUUGUUCAUCGAGAAAUGCUCUUCCACCGAUUAAGGAUCCACUUCUCUUGAAGCCAGCAACAACUUUGGUUCCAAUGAUUAAAUCUGGUUCUUUGAAAAGUGAAACAUUGAUCAAAGCUUACAUAUCUCGGAUCAGAGAGGUUCAACCGCACCUAAACGCUGUAGUCCAAGAACGCUUUGAUAAGGCUUUAGUAGAAGCAAGACAAAUUGAUGAAGCCAUUGCAUUGGAAAUCAAAAAUGGUGUCUCAGCUGAUGAACCCAAUUCCAUUCGGAGAAAGCCACUUCUUGGCCUACCAUUAACGACUAAAAACUCUCUUGGUGUUCAAGGAAUGAUCAUGGACACAGGAUCAGUACCAAGAGCUGGAACUUUGGCCGAGAAGGAUGCCGAAGCCAUUGGUAGAGCACGUCAAGCCGGUGCCAUUAUCAUUUGUAUAACAAAUACUCCUGAAUUGGUGCUUUGGUACGAUUCCCACAACUUUGUCUACGGUAGAACCAACAACCCAUACGAUCUUGCACGAAUCCCAGGAGGUAGUUCAGGUGGUGAAGGCGCUCUCAUCUCCAGUUGUGGCUCUUUGAUGGGUGUAGGUUCAGAUGUCGGUGGAUCCAUUAGGAUACCUUCAUUUUACUGUGGUGUCUUUGGCCAUGCUACUUCACCCGGUGGUGUUCCUGUCACUGGCAUGUAUCCACCUCCAUGUAGGGCUUGGGCAAACCAUUUGUCUUUUGGUCCCAUUUGUCGAUAUGCAAGUGAUCUUCGAUUAUUGCUCAAAGCUCUAUCUCAAACUGAAGGUAGUGACCCAUUAAAACUCGAUGAAACUGCUUCUCUAGACAAUUUAACAAUCUACUAUUUUGAUGACAUUGGCAAUCCAUUGGCUAACCCUGCUGUUCCAGAAAUCAAAGAAGCUAUUCAAAAGACCUUGGAACAUUUCAGAAGCAACUUCAAUGCUCGAAUAGAGAAAAUUUCGCAUGGAAAAAUGUCCUAUUCUUUAUUCAUGUGGGCUGCUCAACUAUCAUCGGGAGAUGCUUAUCCAAUGGCUGUUGAAGCCGCACUUCGUAGAGGUCGAAUCAACCCUUACUGGGAAUUAGUCAAGUUUUGCUUCCAUUUAUCCCAACACACUUUACCUGUCAUCUUAAUGUCACUGUUUGAAUCAAUAGGACCUAAAAAAGGAUCCCCAAUGCAUGAUAAAGUGCUCGAGAAAGGAAAAGAAAUGAAGAAUCAUUUCACUAAAUUAUUGGGUCCAAGAGGAUUGAUAAUUUGUCCAACUCUUCCCAUUCCUGCUGUGAAACACAGAACAACACUUUUAAAUGGAUUUGAUCCAAGCUAUACCAUGUUUAGUAAUGUAAUUUCAUUCCCUUCAACUCACUGUCCAACUGGUUUGACCAAAGAAGGCCUUCCGGUUGGAUUUCAAAUAAUUGUCCCUCCUUUCAAUGACAAUUUGGCAAUUACAAUGGCAUGUGAAGUUGAAAAAUUAUUUGGUGGCUGGAUUUCACCGUCUGCGGUCAAUUGCUGAUUAAUUAUGUACAGAAUAGCUUAAUUACAUUCAAUGUAAAUCAACAUCAAUCUCUUUCAGUGAUGACUCCUUGAUUAUAAGGUUAUACCUUUUUGGCCAUCAUUUUGACCAUUGAAGCAACUCAAUUAAAAUAACUCAUUGUGUGUUCACAUUUCUUUGUUACCGAUUAAAUUUAAAUAAUAAAUUGCUAUUUUUUCAUUUCCUAUUUCAA